AGAAAUCGUAAAUACUUUAAAUAUUGAUCAUAAAACAUUAAAAAAAUGAGGUCACUUAUCCUCUGCAGUCUGCUUUUAGCUGUAUUACCUCAAGCCAUAACAGCUAGGUACGGCCGUGUUCAUGUUAAAGAUGGGAUGUUCUACUCCAAGGAUGAUGGACGAAUUCUAAUGUUUAGGGGAAUUAACUCUGUAAUAAAAAAUUUUCCUUGGUAUGAUCCUAAGAUGUUGGAUCCAAUACGACAAAAACAGUUAAAGGACUGGGGCUUUAAUGCAGUUAGAUUGGGAAUGAUGUGGUCUGGCCUUGAGCCAAGCGAAGGAGAGGUAAAUGAGACAUAUUCUGGAUUAAUAAAAGAUAUCGUGAACGGGUUGGAAGAAAAUGGAAUAUAUACUUACUUGGACAUGCAUCAGGAUACACUAACUGGAAUAGAUGGAUACUGGGGAAUACCUAAGUGGUUGAGUGAUAAGCUGGACAAAUCAGACCGUCCAUAUCCUUGGCCAAUGUUAAGCACUUCAGGGUUUACAACUUGGGCCUGUGGAUACUUUACAGAGGAAAUCAGUAAUGCUUUUCAACAACUGUACACUAACAACAAGGGAGCAGCUGAUUAUUUUGCUAAUUUCUGGCUUCAAGUUACUAAAAGGUUUAUGAAUAACACUGCAGUUCUUGGAUAUGAGCUAAUAAACGAACCCUGGACUGGAGAUAUUUACAUGGACCCUAGCUUACUGCUUCCUGGAAAUGCUGGAAAGGAACUUUUGGAACCUUUUUUUAACAAAGCAAGUGAUGCUAUCAGAUCUCUUGACAACGAGACUAUGAUUUUCUGGGAACCUGUCACUUACGCUUACUUUGUUAAUUCAGGUCCUAAUUCUCUUCUUGAUCUGGUUCUUGACGCUUAUCUGAACACUCACAAUAUUUCAAUUUUCUUUCCUAUUCUUAAGCAGGCGUGUGGGGAGUUGGAUGAGUCUUUUUUGAGCCAGGAUUCAACGUUCAUAAACUGGUUCGAAUCAAUCGCACAACGGUUCAGUGAGAUGAGAAAUAUAAAGGUUGAAGGACCAAGCCUUCUUGGCCCAGGAUUUUCGGCUCCACCAGGAGGUAUGGAGUACUUAGACAGGACUGUACUAUCUUGGCACUAUUACUGCUGGGCUAUAGGAUAUGGAGGUGAUGAAGAUUUUGACCCGGUUCUUCGAGAAGGAUGUGACAAGAUCUUAGGACCAGCAGUUUUCAACACAGUUCAGGAAAGAGCAAAAGAGUUGGGAGGAAGUGCAACAUUUUUAACCGAAUUCGGAACCUGUAAACCUAAUGCAACACUAACUAACAGUACAGGUACAAUAGAAUGUAAUUUUGUGUUGGACCAGGCUGACCUACAUCUUCAAAGUUGGUCGUUUUGGGAUACUGCUGGUGGUGGCCUUCUUUGGGACAGCAACGGGGAACCUAUACUAGAUGCCGUUAUAGUGUUUACCAGACCUUAUCCUCAAGCAACUGCUGGAGUUCCUCUUAGUCUGGAGUUUGAACAUGUAACAAGGGAAUUUGUGUUUAAAUAUAAACCAGAUUUGACAAUAAUGAAGCCAACAGAAAUAUAUGUACCUCCUCUGGUAUACAAUCAGGGUUACCUUGUAGGGGUUCCUGAUGGAGUACACUGGGAAGCUGAUUUAGAAAAUAAAAUCCACGUUUAUUCUUUAACCAAUGAUGAUGUAACUGUAACAAUUUCUCCUUUACUUUGAACAAAAAAAAAUUUGCAAGUUUCGAGAAAAAUAAAACUCAUGUGAUUGCUUUCUUUUUUA
Molecule: messenger RNA, 1776 nt
Organism: Eurytemora carolleeae
Lineage: Eukaryota; Metazoa; Arthropoda; Copepoda; Calanoida; Temoridae
Exons: 21
Coding region: 46-1716 (556 amino acids)
Molecular function (GO): hydrolase activity, hydrolyzing O-glycosyl compounds
Source: RefSeq, a predicted model, not a curated record